Cherax quadricarinatus is the source of this 2216-nucleotide messenger RNA. The record is from RefSeq and is a predicted model, not a curated record. NCBI's taxonomy places the organism in Eukaryota, Metazoa, Arthropoda, Malacostraca, Decapoda, Parastacidae.
CGUCACUAAGUCUCCCAGAGAGGCUGUACUUCCCGCCAGUCGUACACCUACAUUAAGUUUCACUAUUUUAUUGCGAUUUUAGUGCUUAUUUUCAACCCUGAAACCGAAAAUUAAGUAGAAGACCGUUUCGUGAAAGUCUCUGGACAAUAGGAGAAAAGAAAAGAUGUCCAGGAAAUUUGAAAAGCCUGAACAGUACGUGUUCAGGAGCAAUAAUGGGGAGAAAUUCAAAUUAUUGGCUGUGAGUCCCCAUAAGACGAAUCCGCUGUGUGUGUUGGUGGUGGCCUCACACACAACCACUAGCGGAGCAUACAAGAAAGACGAAGUACUGCUGCUACAGGCCCGGGCGGAGGGCGGCCUCUUACUGUCUACUCGGGUGGCUACGUCGCCCAAGCCUUUGGUUUUUCUAAUAUGGGACUUGGUGCCAUGGGUGACGGAGCAGCGACACCAGCAGGUACACGAGCUAAUCAUCACUGCUACAGGAGAGAACAUCUUAAUCAAUCAGUUCAGAGACGAGGUACUGGUACCGCAGUGUAGAUUGUCUUGUGGUGUGCCAGUCACUGCGUGCGUGAUGCAGAGGUGGCUACCCAGGAUUGUUUACGCGGGUGGCGCCGGUGCUGGCAAGAUAGAUCUCAUAUUCAAUAAAAGCAAAAUUGAAAUAAACAAUGUCUUGCAGUUCCCGCCGUGGAUGAAGGAGGAUAAAAAACUAUGUUUCCUCAGCAUUGGCUGUGUAGAAAAUAAAAGCGAGGUGCUACUGGGUGACUCGGAGGGCAAAAUCUACUUGUUUGGAGUUCCUCAGUGCACAGUGGCGACGGUGGGUGAGAAGUUCACUAUCUUGAGAGACAUGACGGUGCCAUUUCCCGUGAAUGCAUUAGCAGUGGCACCUCAGGGAAGAGGACUGAGCACCUUGAAGGUAGUUGCUGUGGGGGUAUCUGGAAACGCACGCCUUGCUGGAGGUGGAGCUAACGUCAGGUACUCCUUGUAGACUUAGCCACCUGUCGGAGGAGGUGCACGAGGCGGCCUGGUGUAGGCAUGAGGAGCUCAUUUACCUCACCACGCUCGACAACAAGUGCCAACUACACCACUGGACGACCAACAUGAGCGAGGAACCCGGGAAGUGGACACCCUGGACCAUUAGCUUACUAGAGGAAAAUGGCGUGAAGGUGUCUUGGAGCGCCGCUGACCCGCACUGGCUCGCCUACAUUACUCAUGCAUGCGUCUCGCUGGAAAACAUGACUGAGCUCUUUUAGACUCUCCUCGGCGUUAAAUUAAAUAAAUUACAGUAUCGUUAAAACGACUUCCGCGUUAAAUGAAGCAGACAUUGCUUCAGACAAGUGUCCACGAUAAGUGAAAAAAAAACAUUGUUUCAAAGAGCUGUCCGCAUUAAGUGAAGUAAACAUUAGCUUGAGACUACUGUCUGAGUUAAGUGAGGUAAAUAUACCUUCAAACAUUCAAAAGCUGUCGUAGUUAAGUUAAAAAUCUCUUCAAUCUUCUACGUUAGUGAGGUAAAUAUCGCUUAAAACUUCUAUCCCCAUGGAUCAUCACGUCGGUCUCCCAGGAAUGAAAUAUAUUUAUUAUAUUUAGGAAAGUUCUUCAAGUUGGACUCCAGGUAUAUAUAUUUGGUUGUUGCGCUUCACUUCCAUGUAAUUGUAUUGAACAGUGUGAUCGGAGCUGGCACUAGACACAUUUGUUGCUUUCUGAUGGCAUGUGUUGUCAUGACUAAUGUAUUGACAACCUAUUUUUUUAUUCCUUCUGAUGGAUCGAGGUUCAUAUUAUCCUUCAAAAUACUUCAGUUUGUAUUAUCUGAUACAAAAAUAGUCUCAAAUAUUGAAUUGUUUGUCACAUAUAUACUGUUUUCUCAAGCUGCAGAAUAUCGUGUUCUUUUCUGAUGUUUGAGUUAUUUCUGCAUUUGUAUUAUUAAGUUUUAAUUAGAGCAUUCCAUACACAUCAGUGUAAUAGAAUAAUGCUUUCAAAGAAUACAUUCAUUAUUGCUGUUUACAUUAUGGGUGCUUGUAAGAUGCUUGUCACACGCCCCGGGAGACCACACAUCCAGUCUGUGUUGCAAGAGCAAUAUGUGUGUGUGUCUGUGUAGAGGAAUGACUGAUUAAAUAAUGGAUCAAAAUGUUGACGCAGGAAAAAAGGUUCGUACCUUACUAGUUAGGCCCUUAAUGAACUAAAAGUUGGUUUCAUUUUAUUGUUUUCUUUCAAUAAAAGUUAUG